GCCGACUGGAAAUAAUUGAAGUUGAUUCGACUCAUUCAGUACAUACUACAUUUUAAAUUUUAUAGACUUCACAAUAUUAUAUACCAUACAAAUUACAAAGACAAUUCGACUCCUUGAGCCCGAAUGUACUACACUACUACGCACAACCCGUCCCUAACACUUACUUCGAAUGCCGAAAGUUCGAAGAAGUCGAAAACCUCCUCCGGAUGGGUGGGAACUUAUAGAACCUACGCUAGAAGAAUUGGAACAGAAAAUGAGAGAAGCUGAAACCGAAUCUCAUGAAGGAAAACGUAAAGUCGAAGCACUGUGGCCAAUUUUCAAAAUUCAUAACCAGAAAUCAAGAUAUAUUUAUGAUUUGUUUCAUAGACGUAAAGCUAUUUCUAGAGAAUUGUAUGAUUUCUGCGUGCAAGAAAAAAUUGCUGAUCAAAAUUUAAUUGCAAAAUGGAAAAAACAAGGCUAUGAAAAUUUAUGUUGUCUCCGUUGUAUUCAAACAAGGGAUACAAAUUUUGGUACUAGCUGUAUAUGCAGAGUCCCAAAAUCUAAACUUGAAGAAGGUCGAAUUGUGGAAUGUGUGCAUUGUGGAUGUAGAGGUUGUUCUGGCUAAAUAAACUCUGAACACUGAUUAAAUGAUGAUUGUAUUUUUUUAUUCUGAAUACUUGUAAAAUUUAUUUAUUUCUUUAUUGAUCUGUGUGUAUGGAAUAAGACUGAAAUUAAUAUAGCAUGUUAGCUAAAAACUUAUAAGUUGGAAAUAUUUAAUUUUUGUGUUGAUAAUGUAAAGUAUGAAAUGCAUUCAUUUUUAAAAUAAAUUUUUUUAAUAACAACAAA
Messenger RNA from Aphis gossypii (cotton aphid), 825 nucleotides. Its product is annotated as protein BUD31 homolog. Gene Ontology annotation, cellular component: spliceosomal complex; nucleus. NCBI's taxonomy places the organism in Eukaryota, Metazoa, Arthropoda, Insecta, Hemiptera, Aphididae. The coding region runs from base 170 to 604 and encodes 144 amino acids. The transcript has 4 exons. The record is from RefSeq and is a predicted model, not a curated record. Gene Ontology annotation, biological process: mRNA splicing, via spliceosome.